This is a messenger RNA of Nymphalis io (European peacock), 3271 nucleotides long. RefSeq names its product vang-like protein 1 (gene Vang). Bases 146 to 1810 code for a protein of 554 amino acids. The record is from RefSeq and is a predicted model, not a curated record. Gene Ontology annotation, cellular component: plasma membrane. The transcript is spliced from 5 exons. Gene Ontology annotation, biological process: establishment of planar polarity; Wnt signaling pathway, planar cell polarity pathway; multicellular organism development. NCBI's taxonomy places the organism in Eukaryota, Metazoa, Arthropoda, Insecta, Lepidoptera, Nymphalidae.
AUUCAAUAUGAAAUUGUCUAGACGACACCUGUAAACGACGCUCUAAUUAGAAAAUCCCCUUAAAUAUCAAUAAUGCAAAGGUUUAUAGAGAAAACUGCUCAUGGAUAAUGUGCGGGGUCGGUCGUAACUGUGAAAUAGUUUUACAAUGGAGACUGAGUCUGUGAGGUCGGAGAUAAGCAGCCGAUCUAGGCGCAGUUCGAGACAUAGGCCACACACGCAUCGCAGCACACGAAGUUCCAAGUCCCACAAAAAAGACUGCAUGGAUAACACGAUGGCACCUUUCCAAACCAGUGUGAAUAUUAAUCCAGAAAUUGGGAGAGAUGGUCAAGAAGUCAUUGAGGUUCAGAUCCUGCCCCAAGAUGAGAAUUGGGGGGAAAAUACCACAGCUGUAACGGGGAACACUUCAGAAGGUUCACAGUCCAUGGAAGAUGUUAGUAAUUGGCCAAUGGAUUCAGAUAGUGGGCUAGGUUUUGUUUGUUCGAGAUAUUUUGGGACCACAAUCGCUUUAGGAUUGUCGUUCGUUUCCUUUGUGAGCCCACUAGCUAUGGUAGUUUUGCCUAAGUUGGGUUUCUUCCCAGGGCUGUCAGAGAAUAAAGCUAUUCAGCCCAGUCAAAUAAUUCAACUGCUUUCCUGCACGGCUGAGUGUAAAGGGAUAUUAUUAUCAUUAGCGUUCAAACUAGUUUUAUUAGCUAUUAGCAUAUGGGCUAUAUUUUUACGCCCGAGAAAUGCCAUAUUGCCAAGAAUAUUCGUGUUCAGAGCGAUGAUGCUUGUAAUUUUAGCUGUUUGUACAUUUUCCUAUUGGCUUUUUUACUUUGUACAAAUAAAUGAAGCGACGAAAGCUUUGUCCGUCGGUGAAGAGGCGAUGGACUACACUUCUCUAGUUUCCUACGUAUCUAGUUUUGGAGAUACAUUGAUUUUUAUACAUUACGCCGCGGUCGUGUUGAUGGAGAUGCGACAUCUGGAACCCGUCUAUUAUAUUAAAGUUGUGCGAAGUCCAGAUGGAGAGAGUAGAUCAUAUGCUAUCGGCCAACUGAGUAUACAGAGGGCGGCCGUGUGGGUCCUGCAGAAAUACUACACGGAGUUUCCGAUAUACAAUCCGUACUUAGAGAAGAUACCUAUUUCGAAGUCGCAGAGGAAAGCACAAGCUAGCAUAAAGUUCUACGAAGUUGAUUCGAACACUAACACGCCGUCGGGUCAAACUAGGUCGGCGGGCGGCUCGUGCGCCGGCAGCGCGGGGCGGCGGCGCGACUCGGGCUCGGCGCACAACGAGCGCUACUACGAGGAGGCCGAGCGCGAGCGCCGCGUGCGCAAGCGCCGCGCGCGCCUGCACUCGGCCGCCGACGACGCCUUCGCGCACGUGCGCCGCGUGCGCCUGUCCGCCGCCAACGGCGGCGCGCUGGGCCCGCGCGAGGCGGCGCAGGCCGUGUUCCCGUCGCUGGCGCGCGCGCUGCAGAAGUACCUGCGCGCCACCCGCCAGCAGCCGCGCCACUCCGCAGACUCCGUUCUGGCCCAUCUAGCUCGAUGUCUAUCUCAGGACGCCUCGCCCCGGGCGUUCCUGGAACCAUUCCUCGUGGAAGGUCCCGUGUUGUCCGCGGAACAGGAAGCUAGGCCGAUCCAGCGCUGGUCACUAAUAUCGGACGAGCUCCUCGCGAGACCCCUGGCUGACAACAUCGAAUUCCAACUGAGACAAGGUGAUGUAUCCCUCAUAUGUUCUAUAAAACAGCUGCCCAAGUUCAGUUUGGCCGAGGAGGUUGUAGAUCCGAAGAGCAAUAGAUUCAUUCUCCGGCUUAACUCAGAGACUUCGGUUUGACAAGAGGAGUACUCCGUUCAGGAUGGACAUAGACUUGUAUGACAUUUAGAUUUUAUUUAGUUUCCAUUGUUAUCAAAGGUCUUUGGCUUGAAAUUACAAUGUACGCUUUAUAACAGCGCUGAUGUGUUCUGUAAGCCUUCCAGAGUAAAGACUUAAAUUUUAGACAUUUUUGCUAGUGAGUCGUCGAAAAAAAAACUUUACAUUAUUAUUAUCUAUAUAAAUAGAUCAUGUGUUCAUAUCGAAAGAAUGCGCUUUAUUGCUAAAAACUUAAGAUUUUUUCUAUGACUAUCACAAGACUAUCACCUUUAUAAAACAUGUGUAGGCUAAAUAUAAGGGAAAAUGUAGUAAACAUAACAUACUCUAAACAUAAAUUCUGCUAAAGAAUUUCAAUCUUUUUUUUAUUUGGAUAUUUAUAAUUUCGAAAUGGCAACACAUUUCUACAAAUAUUUUGUUACACGUAUAUGAGUAAAUUUAGUUGUCAUUAAUAAUAAUCAAUAAAAAGUAGUCGAAAAAAAAGUUAUAACACACAAAAUUUUUAAAAUUCGAAUCCCGAAUUUAUAACCACAGACUGAAUAUAUAAAAUACUCGAAUCCAGUGAUCUUUAAAGUCCGCAAAUAUAAUCUCAGUGUGCAAUAACGAAAUUAACUGAAUCUCAACUUUAUAAUCUCGACGCCAUUUUGUUUUACAUGAGACUUAAAAUGCAUUUAGUAAAUUUUUAAUGUUUACAACUAUGUACAUUUGUGUCAUAUUUAUCGUUUUAAGGGAAUUAUUGUAAGAGCUAGUUAAGUAAAGAAAUGUAAUGCACAAAUUUUAAUAAAAACGUAAUGUAAGUAGCUAAUAGAUUUCGUUUUAAUUUUGGUUUAGCCGGAAAAAAAUGUACCUUAACUUUUUUUUUAAUGCUAUCAUACAGUCAUUAGUCUGAUGAAAAACUAUUUUAAGUUUAUAAAAUUGAAUUACAUAAUAACGUCACAAAUAUUAUUAUUGUUAUAUAAUUUAAAAAAAUGUCAAGCGUUAUGUCCGGCUAGAUUGAGUAUUAUUAUUUAAUAUGUAUAAUGCACAUGCAGAACCAUGUUAUGCGUAAAUUAUAUAUGUGAAUUUUUCCAUUAAAAAUCAGAACAAAAACAACCAUAACAAUAAAUGCAAGCUUAACUAAAUUUGCCGCCAUUUUCCUAUUACAUAUUUUUAUUCCAUUCAUUCAUUCGUUCUUCGAUUGAACGAGACAAGGAUAUCAGUUUUGAUGUAAGAUAUCAAUCAUUCAGGAUGAUAAUUGAACAUUUUAUUUUUUAUUUUUAUUUUAUUUAUAUUUGGGAAACAUACAGUGUGUUAUUACAUAGAAUUAAGGAAUUAUUACUAAAUCAUAAACCAAUAAAGUUUCCACUUAAAAAUAUUACAAAUGUUAGAGUAUGCGUGUAAAAAAGACAACAGAAAGAGACAAAAAUACAAUGCAAUCUACGAGUACAA